CGUGCCUUGUCAUGUGACCAACAGCUCCUGUGCUGUUUCGCUUUCUGCUGUGACCGAGAAGUGUCACAUUUAUUUACUAUUGUUUCCUGCAUUUGCAUAGUAUAAGUAGAAAAUAUCGUAAAAUGAUAGUUCGAUAACCCUCAUCUUCAUCCCGGUUUAUUUGCUAUAUGUUUUAUCUGCCUAUGUUACUGUUAAUGACUAGUAGCAGGCCUCAACCAUGAUAGCAACUGAAGGGUCCCCGCGGAUGUGUUUAUGAACCGGAGUGUCAUUGGCUCUUAGUUCGGAAUACAGGGUUCGUUACCAAAGUAAUGAUUUGGGUAAGACAUCCGAUUACACAAAUAAUCUAACAGGCACCCUGACGCGUGGUGGCAAGAAGUCAUUAACUAGUUUUGCAUGUCAACACAAACGGACUUCGACUGUUAUAAUGAACGGCACACCUCUUAAUGACACCAAGAGACAGCACCUUCUGGAAAGGCUGUUGGAUGCUGUUAAACAGUGUCAAAUCCGCUUUGGGGGACGGAAGGAGAUUGCGUCUGAUUCAGACAGCAGGGUGAUAUGUCUGUGUGCCCAGUUUGAGGCAGUGCUCCAGCAUGGUCUGAGGAAGAGCAGGGGCCUGGCUCUCACUGCUGCUGCCCUCAAACAAGUGGCAGGAUUCUCCAGCAAGACUGAAGCAGAAUUGACGUUCUGGUUCUAUGUGAAGGAGCACCUGAACCGCCACGAGCUGCAGAGGUUCUACUCCCUGCGCAACAUCUCCUCUGAGCUGGGCCGUGGCCGGGCCUGGCUGCGCUGUGCCCUCAACGAGCACUCCCUGGAGAGAUACCUGCACACACUGCUCUCUGACACAACACGCCUCAGCACCUACUAUGAAGACUGGGCCUUUAUCCUGGAUGAGGAGCGAGCCAGCAUGCUGCCCACGAUGGCUGCAGGCCUGAACUCUAUUCUGUUUGCCAUCAACAUCGACAACAUGGACCUGAACGGGGGGGUGACCCGGCCCGGGGGCUCCUCCGUGUCCCACCUGCUGAAGGAGUCCACCCAGGGCAUAGGGAGCUUGUGGAAGGAGUCUACCCAGGGAGUGAGCUCUCUUCUCAGGGAGAUCAGCACUGCCACGGCCGUGGUGCCCGGCUUCUCCCCGCGCCCCGAUGGAUCCUCCGACCCACUGCCUGUUCUGCCACGAAGCGCCUCUGCAGACUCUGGCCUGAGGAAGGAGCGGCGGAGGAAGAAGAAGAUCACCAACAUCAUCUCGUUUGAUGACGACCUGGACGGAGGGGCUGAGGAUGAGGAGGAAGGGGAGGACGAGGCGGGGAGGAUGAGCACGAGAAAGAGUCCCACCGCUCCCCAGGGGAGUGUGGAGGAGGCUGUGGAUCCACUGGAGCCUGCCUUCUCCCUCUUUUCUGCCCACAAUGGGCUCUCCGAGCCUGGGAUUGUCAGCUGGGCUGGAUCCCCCCCUCCCUCCAGAACUCCACUGCCAGACACCAAGAGUGUUGAUAAUGAGGAAGAGGAGGAGGAGGAGGAAGUGGAGGUUUACAAGGGCAGAGCAGACACACAACCCAUCCCUGAACAAGUGGUGGUGGGCAGCCUAUCCAGCGUGUCCACGUGGAGCCCCCUACAGAUCAUGACUGAACAUGACAUCUCGGACAUCCUCAUCCCAGUCACAUCCACUGACACCUACCCUCAACCAGCCAGCUCUGUGGAGGACACAGUAACACUUCCUGUCAAGGCCCCGCCCCCAGCCCUACCUGUCUCUAGUGACUGCAGUGUGUCUCAGCUACAGUUCAGUAUGGAGUCCAGUCCGCCAACCCAUAAAGCCCAGCUCUCCAGUGUGCUGUCCACGCCAGGUCUGCCAGAGUCUAUGACAGUGGUGGAGCUUCGGCAGGCCAUCGUAGCCAUGAUGAACCGGAAGGACGAGAUGGAGGAGCAGAACACGUCCCUACGCAGCCUGCUGGAUGGGGAGAUGGAGUACUCUGCGGGGCUGAGGCAGGAGACAGACAGCCUGGGGAGACGCCUGGAGGAGCUGGAGGAUAGACACACGGUCAAGGUCCAAGCUCUAGCCAGGGAGAACGAGGUGCUCAAGGUCCAGUUAAAGAAAUAUGUGGGGGCUGUCCAGAUGCUGAAGAGAGAAGGGAGCCAGGGCAAUGAUGCUCUGCCAAUGUUGAGGCCCAGUGAGAGCCCCCCCCCGACCCCUCAGAACAGGUCGAUGGGGGACAUUGAGGAGCUGGCCGCCAGCUAUGAACGCAAACUCAUCGAGGUGGCUGAGAUGCACGGGGAGCUGAUUGAGUUUAAUGAGAGGCUUUACCGUUCUCUCAUGGCUAAGGACCACCUCAUUGUCCAGAUGAGACAGGAGCUCAUUGACCUCAGAGGCCCGGUUCCAGGUGACCUGAGUCAGACAUCAGAUGAUCCUAGUUUAUCAGACUUUGAAACGGCACACCGUGCUCUAAUCAACGUUUGGAUCCCCUCUGUUUUCCUGCAAGGACGAGCCGCUAAUGCGUACCAUGUCUACCAGGUGUACAUCCGUAUCCUUGACAACGAGUGGAACGUCUACCGGCGCUACACUGAGUUCCGGGCGCUUCACAGCCACCUACGAACACAGUUCCCUCAAGUAGACACCUUCAACUUCCCUCCCAAAAAAGCCUUAGGAAACAAGGAUUCAAAGUUUGUGGAGGAGAGGAGGAAGCAGCUGCAGACGUACCUCAGGAUAGUGAUGAACAAGCUGAUCCAGACUCUCCCAGAGUUCUCUGCUCGGCCCACCAAGGAGACACUGCUUCAGCUGUUGCCUUUCUGCCUUGACACACCUCUGGCCAGUGAGGGAGGGGCCAAGACUGCCAGGUCCAAGGCCUCGUCACGUUUCCCCAGACUGGGCCGCGGUCGGAACCAGGAAACUCGUAACCCCGAGCCCCAAAGCGGUGACCUUUAACCCUUUUGCCACAGAACCUCUGACCUCCUACCUGAUUAACUGAUACCAAGGAGGUGGAUCCAUGUGCUCCACAUGGAUUGGUGCAUUGACACAGUAUUGAAGGUUAUCAUUGGCUAAAACACGGUGGUUUCUCCUGGACUGUCGGAGCCAAAGAGAGGUGUUCUACUGGCCUACACUGCCUACAGAAUGAGCCUAUGCUGACGACAGUGGGAGCUUCAACCUGUAACCUGCUAUAUUCCUUCAAGCCCUGGAGCCGGAAGGGAGGAGCAAGGCUCUACUCUUCUAGACUCUAUGCUCACCUUCAGGCCCUAUCUACCACCUGUGGCUGGCCAGUAUACAACCAGGCUUCUCUGACUAUAUCCUGCACGGAAGAGGGGGAUGAGGAAGAUGAAUCGUAUACGGAUACAUCAGGGGGAUUGUUCUCUCCUGACCACACCUGAACUUGCUGACCCACAUUGAUUACUGGAUUUCUCAUUUUAAAAACUGUUCCAUGGUCAUAGUGCCUACAGUGCUUUGUAAUUAAUUGCCAGUGUUUAGGGGAUAGGUAGAGGGAGAGGUUGAGAUACCAUGUGUUUUUCAUGGUACACAAAGAUUAGUUGUUUUGGGUGAAUGUCAGCAUUUUUGUGCCAUUAAGGAUUUGAAUGUCAUUCUUGUUGUCUGGCAUCGGUUGCUUGAUGAUGCAAUCUUAUUUGUAUUUUUUUUUUUACUUCUGUUACAGAAUGAUAAUCUGCACAAAUAAUGUACUCCAUUUAUCUAUAGUCAGUACUUUAUUAAAGGCUGUUAUAACACAACUGGACUGAAGAGAUCCAGCAUUCGCCAUGACUGUGAAACAUGAUGUGACUUAGCAUAGAUGCAGUCUACAGCAGAGCCAUGUGAGGCUCCUUUGAUGAAGAAUCUUCAUUGGCAUGUUUCUUAAGUCUAGGAGAAGCCUGAGGAGGACCUCAGUUGUCUGAUAAGAGCAUUGACUCCUCUUUGUUCAACAGAAUUUAAUGUGUAGAAUAUUAGAGACUACAGCUCUCUAAAUAGUAUGUUAUAUCAGUCAUGCCAUAUCUUUCAGUUUUGUAUUGUUUAAUUUAAAAGAAAUCUGCUUCGAAGUACAAAAUCAAGGAAAAUAUUUAAUCAUUAUUUAGUCAUUUACCCCUCUUGUCUAGGACAAGGUAUUGCAUUUUUGGUUUAAAGAUUUGGUUGUUGCUCUGCACCAACACAAAGGACCCUGAGUCUCUGUGGGUAUCUGGGAAACAGGUUGUAAGACUGAAGACUAUUUACCACAGUAGGUGAAUGUUUUAAGGAUUACAAACUGCUUGUACAGAGGGUACCUAAACAGUUGAGAUACUGGUAUAUCUUUUCUAAUAUGGACCCUCAUGCACAGACAUUAGCCUAGAGGAUCCAGAGAGGACAAUUAAUUCCACGUGUGUGUAUGCAGAACUUUUUUUGAAGGUCUGCUCAGACAUUAUUAUCACUACCAUAUUACUUUCUGUUAAAGGAAGUGAAAACAGGAAGCAAACUGUAUACUGUGGUGUUGUACAACUGUAAACUUUGUUUGAUAACACGUAGAAUUGAAUCUCCAAACUGUGUUGUAUAAUGAUUUGCACAGACUCAACCAGUUGUUAACAGUUUUGGGCUAACAAUAGUUAUAUGAUAUUUGAUAGGGAUUUGUAUAAUGCCUAAAUUCCUUUGUCAGAUGUUAAAUCUAUUUCCUUGUCUCCUUUAUAUGGAGAAUGAUUCUAUUGGAAGCUCAGGGUUCCACCCCAGGUCAGCUUCCAGUCAGCUGUCCUAUCAAAUAAAAUGAAACCCUGACAAGUAGAAGAUUUAGUCGAAGAUUGACAACAAAUGUGAAAUAUGCUCUUUAUCAAAUACCACUCAAUGAGCAGAUGACACAAUAAUUCAACAUUAAACAAACAACUUUUUAUUCAUCCUGACAAAUGGCUAUGCUGUUGCAAAUUGCAAAAGGAAUCGAGUUCACAAAACAUGAAAUCGGAGCAGUGAUGCAUCUGAAUCAUUGGUUUUAGCUGCUUUAAUUAAACAAGGCUGAUCUCACAGUCCUGCUCACCCCGUGUAUUGUGAGUUCAACACAACGCCACAUCUCACCCUCUCUUGCAGUCGAUCCAUCUGUCGCCACAGAAUCACAUUCUGGAGGUACAGCAGUGGUUUGCCAUAAGUCAGCAGCACAAUCUUUUCCGUGUUGCUGUAAACUCAGACUUCCACUUUUCCAAAGCUUCCACUUCCUAGGUCCCCCUCUGUAGACCCAAAUACAUGGAUACCAAUACUUGUAUGGUUUUAGGUAUUUGAGAGUAUUUGAGUUGUUUUGCCUUAGCUCAGUUAUGAGAGACUGAGGAAUAAAGGACCACAUGUAUUCUGUACAUAGAUUUUAAA
Messenger RNA from Hypomesus transpacificus, 5284 nucleotides. It is a transcript of the gene snx29, whose product is annotated as sorting nexin 29. The coding region runs from base 425 to 2911 and encodes 828 amino acids. Lineage: Eukaryota; Metazoa; Chordata; Actinopteri; Osmeriformes; Osmeridae. The transcript is spliced from 21 exons. The record is from RefSeq and is a predicted model, not a curated record. Gene Ontology annotation, molecular function: phosphatidylinositol binding.